AGGUGGUGAGCAGAGCCUUGAGAAGUGCGUGUGGAGGUCAGAGAUGCAGCAGGCACAUGCCAACGGAGCUUCCUGCUGGGCGAGGCAUGCUCGGGUUCGGCCCAUGUGAGAUGCCUCCUCCCAAUCCCAGACCACCCUUUCCUGGGCCUGGAGGUUGAGAGAGCUGCCAUUAGAAAAGCGCCUUGGGCUGGUGCACACUGCACUGUGGGCUGUGCAGCGCAAGGAGGAGGAAGAGGAGGAGGAAGAAGACCAGGCACAGCUGGAGGGAGAGCCUGAAGAUGGCCAAAGAAGAUUCUGCUGUUCGUUGCUUCCAGAGCCUGCUGAUUUUUGGACAUGUGAUUGUUGGUAUGUGCGGCAUCGCCCUGACCGCAGAGUGCAUCUUCUUUGUGUCCGACCAGAACAGCCUCUACCCGCUCCUUGAAGCCACCAACAAUGACGACAUCUAUGGCGCUGCCUGGAUUGGCAUGUUUGUGGGCAUCAGCCUCUUCUGCUUAUCCGUUCUAGCCAUCGUAGGCAUCGUGAAGUCAAACCGGAAAAUUCUGCUGGCGUACUUCAUUCUGAUGUUUAUAGUAUAUGGCUUUGAGGUGGCAUCUUGUAUCACAGCGGCAACGCAACGAGACUUUUUCACGCCCAACCUCUUCCUGAAGCAGAUGCUGGUAAGGUACCAGAACAACAGCCCCCCAACGAAUGAUGACGAAUGGAAAAACAAUGGGGUCACCAAAACCUGGGACAGGCUCAUGCUCCAGGAUCACUGCUGUGGAGUCAAUGGCCCAUCGGACUGGCAGAAAUAUACGUCUGCCUUCCGGACAGAGAACAAUGAUGCCGACUACCCCUGGCCUCGGCAGUGUUGUAUCAUGAACAGCCUUAAAGAGCCUCUCAACCUAGAUGCCUGCAAGCUUGGGGUGCCCGGUUAUUACCACAAUCAGGGCUGCUAUCAACUAAUCUCUGGACCAAUGAACCGACAUGCCUGGGGGGUCGCCUGGUUUGGAUUCGCCAUCCUCUGCUGGACUUUCUGGGUUCUCCUGGGCACCAUGUUCUUCUGGAGCAGAAUUGAAUAUUAAGACUGAAAUGUUCCCAUCGUGUCUUCUUCCUGUGACUCUGGACUUGGUGCUGUGACACACCGUCUCCUCACAAUCCCCACGAGUGCUCCACAGUCGCAUGCAUAGGUCACUCAAAUUGCCAACUCGGGUGGGAUGGAGUUCCUUUCAUCUCUCGGGCUUCCUCACUCUUCAGGAGUAAUAUUUCUUGUCUUCAUCUAAGAUUCUACAACGCUUGUUAUGCACUGUAAGAUAAAAAAAUUGUAAGAUGACUCUCAUCCCUGUUUAUCUUUAAUGUGGGGGAAUAAGGAUCUUACAAAGGCACCUGUAUUGUCACGGAAUGACAGGUCUGUAUUUAAUAGCAAAUGUGGAAAGCAAAUACAGUAUAAAAGCUUUGCAAGCCUUCCGUGUGUCCCAGCAUUGUCUGCUGAGGGGAGGAAAGGGCAGACUGCCGAAACGUGCCUUCUUUCUGCCUUUGGUUCUGUGUGGCACCUGCUUGCAGACUGGUGAGUCUCUUGAUGCCACCUUCAGAUCCUUUGUUCUCCAGAAGAACCCUUGAUCUUCAGUCAGCAGCUCAACUUCCCUCUCCUGCCUUUCAGGGGUGAGCCACGUACUGACCUCAUUCUCGACUAGCUGAAAGUAGGUCAACUCUGGACACGUGGACGGGGCCCGUCUUUGCCCUGAAUGGUCUCAACCUGAAGCAUUUUUUCUCCAGCAGGUGCGACACAGGCCAACUAUUAGAGCAAGUGACUUAUGGGGACUUUCGUUUGCUGUCGAAAUGUUUUUCUUCUGAACCAUGCUGACGUUCUCACAACUUACUUUUUGUCUAUAAAUAAAAAGGCCUCUUAAAUUCGGU
Molecule: messenger RNA, 1893 nt
Organism: Jaculus jaculus (lesser Egyptian jerboa)
Lineage: Eukaryota; Metazoa; Chordata; Mammalia; Rodentia; Dipodidae
Gene: Upk1b
Product: uroplakin 1B
Exons: 8
Coding region: 279-1061 (260 amino acids)
Cellular component (GO): membrane
Source: RefSeq, a predicted model, not a curated record